Symbiodinium sp. CCMP2592 is the source of this 1878-nucleotide messenger RNA. The record is from the annotation of a GenBank genome assembly. NCBI's taxonomy places the organism in Eukaryota, Dinophyceae, Suessiales, Symbiodiniaceae.
AUGUCGUAUGUCUUCAAUUUCUACGCUGGGCUACCUAACCAGGGAGAAGAUAAUCCGCUUCCAAAUCCGCCCCAGCAACGUGCAAUUCGAGCGAGAUCGGAGGGCGAUUCACCCCGCCGGCACCAUCCUCACAACCGAUCCCGCAGCAGACAAGAUCGCCGUGAACCAGGCCAAGAUCAGACUGCUGCAGUCAGGGGACCACGCGAUGUUCGUUCGUCCCCAAAACCGGGAACUUUACCACCCGGAGACUGGAACAUUUCAGCUGAGGCAGCUCCUUUUUCGGGGGUCUCCUCUUCAUCAUGUACAGCCUCCACCUCCACGGUCAGAGACGCCUCCUCCAAGCACAAAAUCGGCCCCUGCUGCCCGGGCUCCUCAACCUCAGCAUCGGCUGCCUCUGACGUUCCUCCCGGCAAUUGGUAUGGUGAAAAUGCACCACCACCACCGGGUCAAUGGGUACCUCGGCCUCCGGUGCAGUGGCAACCACAGCCUCCACAACACAGGGUACCAACUCCCGGUUUUCUUUCAUCUGCGGGACGACCCAUUUUGCAGUCUUCUCGGGCCCCCAAGGCGCCAGAGUCUACAACAGCUCUUCAGGGCCAAGAGCCUGGGAAGCAACAAGAAGCUUCCAAACAAGCCUCUGCACCACCUCAGGUUAAAGAACCGGGGAAAAGGCGAGUGGAUUCUUCGCAAGCUCCGGUGACCCCUCCUAAGUCACCACCCAAGGUGCCCAGAGGUACCCAAGGGAAACAGCCAGGCAAACCUGAGGAACCUGGCAAACCUUUUAACUUUGUCCCGCCUGUUCAAAAAACCGCGGACGAGAUGUUGGAUGAAGAGCUUCGAAAAUCGAAUGCUCAAUCGUCCAAUUUUGAACAAGAGUCGCGGGACCUGGAGCAGCCGUUUAUUGAUGCCUUUCAUGCCACAGGAACUGAGCUUCUUCAACAAAGUGGCAUGGCUGAGAGCUAUGAGACCUUUGAGUCCAAAGAUCCUCUCACACCUUUUCUUGCAUAUGUUCUAUUUGUGUUGCACUACCGCAACAAUCUUUUUCCAGACUCUUGGCUGAUUUUUAAGCAUACCGAGAUGCGAGAACUUCGCGAUCGGAAACGUGCUGCUGUUGCGUACUGCCGGCCUUGGUCGUCCAUCUCCAACAGUGAUGUUGAUGGCGUCUGCCUCGAGCUUCUAGCACUCUUUCAAGAAGCUCCGCCGCCUCAAUCCAUGAACAGCGGCAUUUUCCGUACGUUUGCAAAGGCUUUAAUUUCUGCCAGGAUUACAUUGGCCAAUCAUUUCAAGCCAACGGCCAAAAGCUAUCAAAUGCCUGGCUGCAACAGCAAGAUGUACCUCUUUGAGGUUCAGUCUUUUCCUGGACCUGAACCUGUGGGGCAAUCAAGCCUGGCAUGGGCCCACUGCUCUGAUGCACCGGGCUCCUGUGGAAUAUUAGCAGCUGGCCGAGUAAUCCGGACAGCAGCUUACACCCUUGGUCUCAGAGAGGAUCAAGAGUCCAUGUCUUUUUUCGGUCGGUGCCGCACGAACCCUUCGUGGACCGAAAAUUUCAUUGAAUGGGCUGCUAACCUCAAUUGGAGCACCAAGAAUUCCUCCGGCAUUGUGUUUGGCGGUUUUUUAAGUGGACAAUUUAUAAAAAGUCCAUCCGCCAACACCAUCCUUGAAAAUUCCAUGUGUCGGCUGCACCCAGCCGUGCACUCAAUCUCAAAGGAUAAGAGAUGGGCCAUCAGAGAGUCAGCUGCUCGCAUCGAUUUCAUCAUUGUGGUGGCAGAUCAAGACUCUGCUGAUUUUCCUGCUCCGGCGAUGAUGCCGAUGAUUGCUGACAGAAUCAGCCAGCGAAGCAUUCAGGAUACCGAAGCUUGGGGAGGAUGGUCCGGAUAG